Messenger RNA from Abrus precatorius (Indian licorice), 2491 nucleotides. RefSeq names its product casein kinase 1-like protein 10. Gene Ontology annotation, molecular function: protein serine/threonine kinase activity; ATP binding. Lineage: Eukaryota; Viridiplantae; Streptophyta; Magnoliopsida; Fabales; Fabaceae. Gene Ontology annotation, biological process: signal transduction; endocytosis; peptidyl-serine phosphorylation. The record is from RefSeq and is a predicted model, not a curated record. The transcript is spliced from 14 exons. Bases 670 to 2058 code for a protein of 462 amino acids. Gene Ontology annotation, cellular component: nucleus; cytoplasm.
CUCCUCCAACCUUAUUACAUCACCUUUUCUUUCUAUUUUCUCUUUAUCUCUCAUCCCACAUUCCCAAUUUCUUUUCUUUUCUUUUGUUGGAUUUCAAAAUUUUCCUAGAAAAUUCGCUACGUGUCCUGAAAGACAGAUCCGAAAGGGGAUGCUAAAUCCAUUACCUAUAUCCGGCUGAGAAUAUCGUACACCCAUUAUAUUUCUCUUCCUUCUUCAUCCACUUUCUACAUUGUUGCUAUCUUUCACUGUAUUCACUAUUGUAGAGCACAAUAUAGUUUAUCUACUUACUGUUAGCUCUUUUCUCCGAAGAAGAGGAAAAGUAGGUUUUUUGAUUGACCCCAGAAUCGCGAUUGUGCUUCGAUUCACCGAGCAAUGGGUGUUUUGUAGAUUCUUGUUCUUGAUCUUAUUUUCAUUGAUCAAAAGUUCUUUUAACCUCUUUAUUUAUUUAUUUUUGAGGUAUUGAGAUUAGCAUAGCCUUAAUUUUUGGGCCAUUAAAGAUUCUUUCGGAUCUCUAUGUUAAUGUUAAAUCUCAUUGGAUCUGAGAUUAUGCCGUAUAUAAAGAAAAAUCGUUGAUGAGACACUUGGAACAGGCCAAGUUCUUUUUUAAUUGAUUUAUGUAGUAGAGUGUUUUUGUAAUUUAGCAAGGAUCGAGAGAUUGAGUUUGUAAUCAUGGAUCAUGUUAUUGGUGGAAAAUUCAAGCUUGGGAGGAAGAUUGGGAGUGGAUCGUUUGGAGAACUUUAUUUAGGUGUUAAUGUACAAAGUGGAGAGGAAGUGGCUGUCAAGCUGGAAUCUGUGAAGACCAAGCAUCCCCAACUUCACUAUGAGUCAAAAUUGUAUAUGCUUCUUCAAGGGGGAACUGGUAUUCCCCAUCUAAAAUGGUUUGGAGUUGAGGGUGACUACAAUGUCAUGGUUAUUGACCUUCUUGGACCAAGUCUUGAAGACUUGUUUAAUUAUUGCAAUAGGAAAUUCUCCCUGAAAACAGUUCUGAUGCUCGCAGAUCAGCUUAUAAACAGAGUUGAGUACAUGCACUCCCGGGGUUUUCUGCAUCGUGAUAUAAAGCCUGACAACUUUUUAAUGGGAUUGGGCCGAAAGGCAAAUCAGGUAUACAUAAUUGAUUAUGGCCUUGCAAAAAAGUAUCGGGAUCUUCAGACACACAAGCAUAUUCCUUACAGGGAAAACAAAAACCUCACUGGAACUGCUCGGUAUGCAAGUGUUAAUACUCAUCUGGGAGUUGAACAAAGCAGAAGAGAUGAUCUAGAAUCGCUUGGUUAUGUGCUCAUGUACUUUUUGAGAGGAAGUCUUCCAUGGCAAGGCUUGAAAGCUGGCACUAAAAAGCAAAAGUAUGACAAAAUUAGUGAAAAGAAGAUGCUUACACCGAUAGAGGUCUUAUGCAAGUCAUAUCCAUCAGAAUUCACAUCAUACUUCCAUUAUUGCCGAUCGUUGCGAUUUGAAGAUAAGCCUGAUUAUUCUUAUCUUAAAAGACUUUUUCGUGACCUGUUCAUCCGAGAAGGCUAUCAAUUUGACUAUGUAUUUGAUUGGACUAUAUUGAAAUAUCCACAAAUUGGAUCCAGUUCCAGAGCCCGAACAAGUGGGAAACCAGUUAUAAGCCCAGGACCAUUUGGAGAGAGAAUAGAACGACCUUCAGGGGGACCAGAGAUUCGGGAUAGAUACUCUGGUGCAGUUGAGGUAUUUGCAAGAAGGAAUGGCUCUGGGCUUGGUCUGUAUGGUGAUCAUUCUAGGCAUAGGUCUUCAGAUGAUAUACCAUCCUCCAAAGACGUGCGAGCUGAUUCUGAGAGGCCUCGUAGCUCUUCUCGUAACGGGAGUUCCUCAAAAAAGCAUGUCUUGUCAAGCAGCCGACCUAGCUCUUCUGGUGAGCCUAGCGAAAGCCGUUCCAGUCGAUUGGUCUCCAGCAGUGGCCGGCUAUCUACAACUCAGAGAAUUCAACCAGGUUUUGAGUCCAAAACAUCAUUUACUCGGGCUUCAGGGACAAAAGGGGGUCGCGAUGAUACACUAAAGAGCUUUGAACUCCUGUCAAUUGGUACAGGAAAAAGGAAAUGAAGAACUGUGUGGUCAGUAGACUUCUUGCGUCAAGGGUCUUAGUUCUGCCCUGAUACUUCCCUUUGAGAUGUCCAUACUUGUUGAUUACUCUGUAUAUUUCCAUCCAAUGUUGGGUCCUUUAAAGGCUAAAGCUCAUUGAAAUUUCUUCAUGGAGCUAUGGCAGACUCCUCUUAAACCUCUUCGGAUGUUCGUCCAUGAUUAUUUCAACAUGGACCCGUACGUGAAGAGACAGUUUGUUACUUAUGGAAGUUGUUAAUAUAUGGCUACUUGUAAUAAACACAUUCUCUAUUUUUCUGGUGAAGAGAAGGAAAAGAAACUGCAAAAAUGCUUUUGCAAGUUUUGCACCCUUUUUAUGCAUUUGUCAUACCCGACUAUUUUGUUAUAAUGUUCGUUGAGGGAGGGAAUUGUUGGGCCCAAUCAUGAAUAAGAGAAA